AUACACCACUCUCGUCAUAACCAGAAUCUAACACCUAAAAUCAACCCAACUUUAUUGUUUCCAUUCAUCCUCUAAGAGGUUCUCUUUUUUUUCUUCCUAAUUUUCGAUUUCUGAGGAAAAAGGACAAAUUUUUGAGGUCCUGUUUCCCUCCCCUGUUUUCAGUUCAUAAAUUCAAGAAAACAUGAGCACAACCCAUCAAAAUACUCCAUUUUUCACUGGAAAAGAUGAUUCUGAUAUUGGAUUAUGUCUUUCGCAACUCAUUUUAAACAGUAAUUCAAACACUCUGGAUUCAAUAUUUUCCAAGUGUUACGAACCGGGCCCUGCAACGGGCCCUGUUUUGGAGCCGCUGGGAUCAUCAGUGUACCUGCGGCAGAGAGAUUUGAUCAAUCAAUUCUCGGCCGUGAAUUCAAGAAGCGCGCUGAGCGGGCCGAGAAACGGCAAGAUGUACAGAGGAGUGCGGCAGCGGCACUGGGGGAAGUGGGUGGCGGAGAUACGGCUGCCGCAGAACAGGAUGAGGGUGUGGCUCGGCACCUACGACUCGCCGGAGGCCGCCGCCUACGCCUACGAUCGCGCGGCCUACAAGCUGCGCGGCGAGUACGCCCGCCUCAACUUCCCCAACCUGCGCGACCCGGCCGGCCUCGGCCUCGCGAACGGCCCGCGCCUCGACGCGCUGAGGAGCGCCGUCGACGCCAAGAUCGAGGCGGUGUGGCAGAAGGUGAAGAGAGAGAAGAAAGCCCGCAGAGCCGCCAGGAAAUUGGAGGGAAAGAGAAGCGAGAGUGAAAGUGGGAGUGGCGUGAAGAAAGCUGAUUCUUCGGAGAGCUGGAGGGCUAGUGUUUCUGGAGAUGGGUUGUGGAGCGGCGUGGAGUUGCCGGGAUCAGUGUCGUACGCCGUAGCUGCGGUGGAGGAGCCGGAGAUGGAUGGAUGCUUGCUUGCUCGGCUGCCGUCUUAUGAUCUCGACUUAAUAUGGGAAGUUCUUGCCACUUAGUGGUAUGCUUCCCGUCUAUUAGGCUGAGACCCUAGAAUAUGAAUCUCAAUUCGUCAAUUAAACAAAUAGGAAUAUUUGUAUUAUAUAUACAUCCAAGAAAUUUGGAGGAUCGAAUUUUUAUGUGGGUAGCUUGUAUAGUCAAAGUGGUAUAUUUGGGUUGAGAAGCUUUGCCCAUCCGGGUUUUAUAUAUGGAUGUAUCUGCUUCUAAUUCGUAAUUCUACGACGUUUUAUAUUAAA
Messenger RNA from Salvia miltiorrhiza (redroot sage), 1222 nucleotides. Its product is annotated as ethylene-responsive transcription factor ERF061-like. Lineage: Eukaryota; Viridiplantae; Streptophyta; Magnoliopsida; Lamiales; Lamiaceae. Gene Ontology annotation, molecular function: DNA binding; DNA-binding transcription factor activity. The coding region runs from base 182 to 985 and encodes 267 amino acids. The record is from RefSeq and is a predicted model, not a curated record. Gene Ontology annotation, biological process: regulation of DNA-templated transcription. The transcript has a single exon.